This is a messenger RNA of Anopheles cruzii, 1221 nucleotides long. RefSeq names its product endochitinase-like. Gene Ontology annotation, biological process: chitin catabolic process; carbohydrate metabolic process. Lineage: Eukaryota; Metazoa; Arthropoda; Insecta; Diptera; Culicidae. The transcript has 4 exons. Gene Ontology annotation, cellular component: extracellular region. The coding region runs from base 1 to 1221 and encodes 406 amino acids. Gene Ontology annotation, molecular function: chitinase activity; chitin binding. The record is from RefSeq and is a predicted model, not a curated record.
AUGGCACUGUCCCGUGUUCUUUGGAUUCUGUUGGUACUGUUGCCAGAGUUGAUCGAAGGACAAAGCAAGAAGCUCGCUUGCAGUUACGAGCAUCCACGAGCGCUCAAUGCCGGCUAUCGUCCUGACUACAUUCCCGUCGAGCUAUGCACACACGUGAUCUUCAAAGCAUUCGCAUUCCCGCGGAGCGUUGGACGACAAAUGGUUUUCGAUGAUACUGACAAGGCGGCAUUCAGUCAGCUGGUGUCGGCUGUGCGCAAACGUUCCAAUACUGUCCGCGUGGUGGCAUCGAUCGAUGGAUCGCAUUAUGAGUAUUCAAUCGUUUCCGGCGUUAACGUUCGUCGACGAGCAUUUGUUCAGGCCGUCGGGACACUUUUGCUCGAGCUGGAUGCCGACGCUGUCGAGAUCAACUGGAUUCAGAAUGGCGGCUAUUCACCAGAAAAGCUUAGCUCAUAUGCUUCCGAUCGCAUGACGAAGGUGAUCUUACUGCAAGACCUACGACAGAUCGUGAUGGCUGCAAAUAAGCGACUCGACGGUCGCAAUCGAGAGCUCUGGUUUCGAGGGUCUAUACACCAAGGAGUAAUCGAUGCUUCGUACAAUGUGUUCGACAUCUGCGACGUGGUCGAUCACGUUACGCUCGAAGCGAUGAAUAUACGUUUCACCAUGUCGCAUGCUCCCAUAAACGGCACGGUUGAAUCUAGUGAUAGAAAAGGCGUACCAACUCGGCUGGAUGAUACGGGAAGUAGCAUCACUGACGGCACGAUAAGGUGGAUCAACGAUGGCUGUCCACAGAAGAAGCUACUACUUGGAAUGGCGUUUUUCGGAAUCGUCAAGAACUACACCCAUUCUUCGCGUACAUUUUUCGGUCCGAGCUACUCCACAUGGGGUGCUUUUUUUAAAGGAAUAGUAUCGUAUCGUGAGCUAUGCUUAUCGUUGUCCGAACCAGGAUGGACGAUUGGAUGGGACAAAUAUGGCAUGAUGCCGUACGCAUUGAGAGAACUUCCUCACGGCGAAGACGAAAUCAUGAGUUACGAUGACGUGACGUCUCUUCGCUACAAAAUGGACUUGGUGCAGGACAAGCGUUUGGGUGGCGUAUACGUGGACUAUGUGCAUUGGGACGAUAUCUACGCCAGGUGCGGCCAAGCAUACCCUUUAACAUCCUACGUAGCGUACCGGCUACAGUCGAUCCAGUCUGACAUUGGAUUCGCCAUCGAAUGGAGCUAG